AGGCAGCAGGGACCAUUCGAUCAUCCAAUCUGGCCAUUGUAUUUCACCCAGUUUCCCCCACCACCCCAGCUGCUCUAGGGGUGAGGUGCAGAAGGAUGGGACAGGUGCACUGGCCACUGCGUGGGGUGGUCAGUUUCGCCCUAGAAGGAUUAACCCCAUAGAGGUCUCAGAUCCUCCAGCUCUCCCGGUGGGGAUGAGGAAAUAUAGUGCAGGGCAGGAGGGGAUUUAACGCAGCAAGGACCUUCCUGUUGCCUGAAUCCUGGCGGUGCCUGAGCUCUGCUGCUGGCAGCCCCUGCUGCCUGGAUCCCCCAGCUCCGGUGGGGACGCCCCUCUGCCCGGAGAGCCCAAGACACUCAAGCAUCCCCCAGCAGGAGCGGUUGUGUGAUCCUAAUCCUGAAACCAUCUCUCGCAUGGAAUGCAGGGAAGAACCCUGUGUCUCAAUUCUCCCGGACCCCAGCGAAUGGCUGAAUCAAAGAGGUGCCAGCAAAGCAGAUCACCAGAUCCUGAGCCAAACUGAAGAGGAGACCCCGCUGCAGGAGGGCGCUGGAAAAGCGGAGUCAUGCGGGGUGUCAGCAGAGAGAACUGGAGGGGACGUCUCGCAGCAGAUCCAGCCUGGGGCAGGGGGAAACCCUGUGGAGCAAGAUCACCUUCCCUCCACCACCCCACGGGAGGCCGGGCGACCCAGAGGGGAUGUCACCCAGCAGAGUCUGCGGGGGGCUGGGGAAAACGCCACAGAGCGGGAUCUCCAAGACAUCGCCACCAGGAGACCUGGACGGGACAUCUCCCAGCAGAGCUUGUGUGAGGCCAGGGAAAACCCCACUGAGCGGGAUCUCCUAGACCCACCGGCAUCCCGGCAUCCCAGCGCCUGCACCGACUGCGGGAAAACCUUCAGCCUGAGCUCGAACUUGCUGCGUCACCGUCGCGCCCACCUGGGUCAGAAGCCCUACCGGUGCGUUGAAUGCGGCAAGGCCUUCGCCCAGAGCCAGCACCUCCUGGCCCACCAGCGCGUCCACACGGGCGAGCGUCCCUUCCUCUGCACCCAGUGCGGGAAGAGCUUCUCCCAGAGCCAGCACCUGCGCACCCACCGGCAGACGCACUGGGGCCAGCGGCCCCACCAGUGCCCCGAGUGCGGGCAGAGCUUCAGCCAGACCUCCAACCUCCUCAAACACCGCAGAGGCCACCUGGGCCACAAACCUUUCCGGUGCGCCCAGUGCGGCAAAGGGUUCGGGGAGAGCUCCACCCUGAUCCGCCACCAGCGCAUCCACACCGGCGAGCGGCCCUACCGCUGCCCGGCCUGUGGCCGGGCUUUCAGCCAGAGCUCCAACCUCCUCAAGCACCAGCGCACCCACACCGGCGAGCGGCCCUACCGCUGCGAGCAGUGCGGCAAAGCCUUCGGCAAGAGCUCUGCCGCCAUCCUGCACCAGCGCACCCACACCGGCGAGCGGCCCUACCCCUGCCCCCAGUGCGGCAAGCGCUUCAGCCAGCGGCCCCACCUGGCCGCCCACUGCCGCGUCCACACCGGCGAGAAGCCCUUCGCCUGCCCCCAGUGCGGCCGCAUCUUCAGCCAGAGCGCCACGCUGAGCCGGCACCGCCGCACGCACCGGCGGGAGGGGGAGCAGGCGGGGGAGGCGCCCCGGUCGGGAGAAGACGGGGGUUCGGAGGAGGCGGCGCCGGGCGAGAGCAGUGCACGGCGGGGGGAGCGCGCGGCCGGGGAGCACCAAUACGGCUACUCCAGCCUGUGACACCUUGGGCUGCGGAAACAAUGUCGCAGAUGUAAAGACCAUGUAACCUCCCAGUUACCGCUAGAAGGCACCAGCCCCCACUCUGAGUGUGGGUUAAAUCAGCUUCUCUUCUAAUGGUUGAUUUAAAGCAGCAGGCCACACGGACUUAAACAGAAAGACUGCGUGAGAUAAUAUUCCUGGCACUUUAAAAAAAAAAAUCAACUACAGGGCUGGACUGACUGGUGGCCCAACACCCCUGCAAGCUGCCGCCGCCUGCAGAGAUGGCCGAGAGGCAGAGGCAAGGGGUGAAAAGCAAAGGAACCAGACCCAGCGUGAAAACUGGCCCGGUUGUUCGUCUCUCCUCUUGCAUGCGUGGGUCUGCGGUGUGGCAGUAACGGAGGAGGGUUACGGGGCAGUACCAUGACACCCCCUAGUGGGGUCGUGGUCGGGGCUGGGAUCCAGCAGCCUGAUGCUAAAUGGGCCGGCGUCUGCUGCCCGAGUGAAGAUGGCCCAGCAGGGUUGUGUAGCUGGCCCUGCCGCUAACCGGAGACGCAGCCGCACUGUCUGCCCGGGUGGGCUGCGACAGGGAUCCCGGAUGGCGUUUCAUUUACUGACCAAACGAGCUGUGGUUUUGGCCGCCCAAUCAGCUGUGCCCCGGAAAGCCCCCGGCCGCCCCAGCUUUUAAGCUAAUAAAACACGUCCAAUUAUCACCAA
Molecule: messenger RNA, 2435 nt
Organism: Mauremys mutica (yellowpond turtle)
Lineage: Eukaryota; Metazoa; Chordata; Testudines; Geoemydidae
Product: zinc finger protein OZF-like
Exons: 4
Coding region: 411-1742 (443 amino acids)
Biological process (GO): negative regulation of transcription by RNA polymerase II
Molecular function (GO): DNA-binding transcription repressor activity, RNA polymerase II-specific
Source: RefSeq, a predicted model, not a curated record